AGUUCCCAGGAGGCAUCUCGAGAGAGUCUAUGCACUCGGCUGAGUCUCUUCGCCACGAGGUAAGCUGGGAAAUGUAGUGCUCCAAGCAACCCCGCACGUGACGCGUCGGAGUAGGCGAGAGGAACACCAAAUCCUGGGUCCUAGGAGUUAAGAGCAGCCGGAAUGGGAUGCCGAGCUUCAGUUUGAACGGGGUUCGGAGCCAAAAGGGUUAAAACCAGCGACUCCCCCAUUUCCCGCCUCCCUAAAACGUCCAUCCCGCUAGCCAUGAGCAGCCGGGAUCACCUGUUCAAAGUGCUGGUGGUGGGGGACGCCGCAGUGGGCAAGACGUCCCUGGUGCAAAGAUAUUCCCAGGACAGCUUCAGCAAACACUACAAGUCCACAGUGGGAGUGGAUUUCGCUCUGAAGGUUCUCCAGUGGUCUGACUCAGAGAUGGUGCGGCUCCAGCUGUGGGAUAUUGCAGGGCAGGAGCGUUUCACAUCUAUGACACGGCUAUACUAUCGGGAUGCCUCUGCGUGUGUGAUUAUGUUUGAUGUUACCAAUGCCACUACUUUCAGUAACAGCCAGAGAUGGAAACAGGACCUGGACAGCAAGCUCACACUGCCCAAUGGAGAGCCUGUGCCUUGCCUGCUCUUGGCCAACAAGUGUGACCUGUCCCCUUGGGCCGUGAGCCGAGACCAGGUGGACCGGUUCAGUAAAGAGAACGGUUUCAUAGGUUGGACAGAAACAUCAGUCAAGGAAAACAAAAAUAUUAAUGAGGCCAUGAGAGUCCUCAUUGAAAAGAUGAUGAACAAUUCCAGAGAAGAUAUGUCUUUGUCCACCCAAGGGGACUACAUCAACCUACAAACCAAGCCCUCGUCUAGCUGGGCCUGCUGCUAGUAGUGUUUCUUUCCAUUCUAAGAGGUCUUUCCAUCUCUUCCCUUUGGUUGCCCACCCAGCAAUUUUAUUAAGCACAUUGAAUUGCCUCCUGCUAACUAUCUAGUAAGGAGGGCCAUCAUCACUGAGAAAAGACACCCGGGACCCAUAUGCAUUUCUGCAUCUCCUGCAACUUGGUUCUCACUUGCUGCUGGCUUGUGUGGCCCAGUUAGUGUCUUCUGUAUAAGAAUGAUCAUCUCAUCACUGAAUUUGUAGUCUGGAUUUUGUGGGAAGGAUUAGAAAUCAGUAUCUGUGCUUUAAGGAUCAUAAUUGUCAGCUGCUUUUGAGCUUAGUUUUCCAUCUGAUAUAUGUUGAUAUCUCAAUCUUGACUUCAGUUGAGGUGCAAAUGAGAUCAAAGGUCAUUCCUUAAAUUCUUUGUUGGUCUUGGCUUUCAUAUUCUUUCUGUCUUGGACUUUGAAUUUAAACAUCUGAUUCUGAGAUUCAGGAGUGACACUGAAUGUCUUUGGGUUUGGGGCUACUGGAGGUGGCCCAAAAGUCACUGUAUUUUUGAAGCUUCUAAAGUCAUAAUUAGCUUUCUCUUGUCUUGGUCUCAAGAAUAGUCAAGAUUUUGAACUAUCUAUUUUGUGUGGUGAGAGAGUUUCUUUCCCCAAAGAAAUUAAUUUUCAUAUUGGGGUUUUCUAAGUAUCCCUACCAUUGGGACAGGGGUGGCGUUUCAGGUUUCUGGGUUGAUGCCUUGAUGCAUAAUGCUGCAAGUGACAUCAGUUGGCUGUGGUGCCCAGUUGUCUGUUCCUCACAGCUCUAGAACCUGAAUAGGAGAAGAAGGAGAGGUUAAUAAAACAAAACCCUGUGGGGCAACUGAGUGUUAAGUGGCUAGCACUUAACAGCCAUAGGAAACAAAUACUAUGUAUAGACCUUGGCCUGAGCAUGGGAGUAGAUAGACAGAAAAUCAUUAGGUUAGUUAAGUGCUAAAUUGGGUAGGGUUUUAUCAGAUCACUUCUAGACAGUUUAAUUUGUUGGAUUUUCACAGGGUGGCGAUUUAUAACCUACCCAAAGUUAUGAAUAUUCGUAGUGAACCCAGAGGCCUAGAAUUCUUUGAGAAACACUGAUCUAAAUAAGUAUUCUAAGUCGGUGGUUCCCAAGUGUGAUUAAUCAGAGCCACCUGAGAAGUUUGUUAAAAAUUUUAAAAAUGUUUUAAGAUUUCUGGGUCCCAACCUCAAACCUACUGAGUCAAAAUUUCCAGGGAUGAAGCCUGGGAAUUGGUUGUUUUUCAAAGCUUCCCAGGUGAUUUUGAUCAGCUUGGUUUGGAAACCAUUGCUGGAGAACUUAGUAAAGAUGCAGAGACCCAGGCCUGGGCUUCUGUGGGCUCCAUUAGCUCUCCAGGUGAUUCUCAUGCUCACCAGACUUUGAAAAUGGCCAUCCUUAGAGGGAGGUCAGAGGCUAAAUACCAGAAAGAGAAUGGGAGCCAAACCUUCAGUAGUUGGUUGGUUGGUUGGUUUUUAAUGCCAAUUAUUAUAGCUUUUGCACAACUUUUUGAGACCUCGAAGUUCUUUUGUAGUACCCUUUUCACAUAGGAUUUUUCUUACAGUGAUUCUGAAGAUAAUAGUGGAGUAACAAAUUCUCUUUAUGUGAGAAGAAAAUUGAACCCCCACAAAAUCACAAAUAAAUGGGAAUUAAGUCUUGUA
Molecule: messenger RNA, 2555 nt
Organism: Pteropus alecto (black flying fox)
Lineage: Eukaryota; Metazoa; Chordata; Mammalia; Chiroptera; Pteropodidae
Gene: RAB29
Product: RAB29, member RAS oncogene family
Exons: 6
Coding region: 265-876 (203 amino acids)
Biological process (GO): vesicle-mediated transport
Cellular component (GO): trans-Golgi network; vesicle; Golgi apparatus
Molecular function (GO): GTP binding; GTPase activity
Source: RefSeq, a predicted model, not a curated record